CAAGCAAAUCCUUGAGACCGCAAGACGAGAAAUAGAUUAUAAGACAAGCUCACUUUAGUGUUCCUAACGAGUGACAAAUAGAGACUCAGCCAUUACUCUCUCUUUCUCACUCUCCAGGCAUGGCCAAAACAAGACUUCGACCUCUUCUCUCACUCCUCACAUUCCUACUUUCUGUUUCCUCUCUCUUGACUCCUUCACUUUCAUCCAUAGACUCCUUCGUCUAUGGUGGGUGCUCACAGAUCAAGUACUCCCCAAACUCUCCAUACGAGUCGAACCUCAACUCACUCCUCACUUCCCUGGUCAACUCAGCCACCUACUCGGCCUACAACAAGUUCUCCAUGAUGGGCUCCAGUCCACAGGACGUUGUCUACGGCCUCUACCAAUGCAGGGGCGACCUCGCCAUGCCCGACUGCGCCACCUGCGUCGCUCGCUCAGUGAGUCAACUCGGCGUCUUGUGUUCCCAGUCCUGUGGUGGGGCUGUACAGUUACAAGGGUGUUUCGUCAAGUACGAUAACACUACCUUCCUGGGUGUGGAGGACAAGACUGUGGUGUUGAAGAAAUGUGGGCCGUCGAUCGGGUAUGAUACGGGGGCGAUGAGCGGUAGAGAUGCGGUGUUGGGGAGUAUGGGUGGGGCGAGUGGGCCAUAUAGGGUUGGUGGGACCGGGGAUGUUCAGGGUGUGGCGCAGUGUGUAGGGGAUUUGAGUACGAGUGAGUGUCAGGAUUGUUUAUCGGAGGCGAUCGGACGGUUGAAGAGCGAUUGUGGGACCGCUGUUUAUGGGGAUAUGUUCUUGGCCAAGUGUUAUGCAAGGUACUCUACCACUGGGGCACACGCUUACGCCAAAUCCAACAAUUCAUAUCAUAACGAGGGUGAGAAGACAUUUGCGAUUAUUAUUGGAUUAUUAGCUGGGGUAGCUCUUCUCAUCAUCUUCUUAACUUUCCUAAGAAAGGUGUUUGAAGGAAAUGGUAAAUAAACUAUUAUUUGUCCAAGCCCUACUACCUUUUUAUGAUCAUUUGCUUUUGGAAGCUCUUUUAGCUUACUUUUUCUAUUCAUGAUGUCCAAGUUGCUUUUUAUCUCGUUACCCUUUUCUGGAAUUUGUUCUUUAUAUUCAUCCCCAAAGGAGAUCUAGUGUGUGUAGGAAAGAUCUCUCUCUCUCUCUAGGGCCAUGCAUGCAUGUACCCUUAAAAGAAAGGCAAAAGAAGGGCUAAGAUUCCACUCUCCCCACCACUCACAAAAGUUCUGUUGUUUGAUGUGAAGAAAUGGCAUAUUCUUUUUUUUGUGAAGGUGUUGAAUGAUCGAUUUUUUA
This is a messenger RNA of Camellia sinensis, 1304 nucleotides long. It is a transcript of the gene PDLP7, whose product is annotated as plasmodesmata-located protein 7. The record is from RefSeq and is a predicted model, not a curated record. Gene Ontology annotation, cellular component: plasmodesma. Lineage: Eukaryota; Viridiplantae; Streptophyta; Magnoliopsida; Ericales; Theaceae.